Messenger RNA from Suricata suricatta (meerkat), 1043 nucleotides. It is a transcript of the gene PIGF, whose product is annotated as phosphatidylinositol glycan anchor biosynthesis class F. The record is from RefSeq and is a predicted model, not a curated record. The coding region runs from base 16 to 819 and encodes 267 amino acids. The transcript has 7 exons. NCBI's taxonomy places the organism in Eukaryota, Metazoa, Chordata, Mammalia, Carnivora, Herpestidae. Gene Ontology annotation, biological process: GPI anchor biosynthetic process. Gene Ontology annotation, cellular component: endoplasmic reticulum membrane.
GGUCGGUCGUACCUGAUGGUGGGAGGUAGUAACCCCCGCUUCUCUUCCGCGGGCGGGAGAGUUAGUGCGAAUCAGCUCAGAGCUGUUAGGAUAAGGCCUGGACUUGCCCUCUUGUUUUUCUGGAAUAUUCACCACAAGAUAGCCACUCAAGAAAACACCAUGAAAGAUACUGAUAUCAAGAGACUACUGUAUACCCAUCUUUUAUGCAUAUUUUCAAUUAUCCUAAGCAUCUUCAUUCCAUCAUUCUUCUUGGAGAACUUCUCAAUAUUGGAAACACACUUGACAUGGUUGUGCAUCUGUUCUGUUUUUGUAACUGCCGUCAAUCUAGUAUUAUAUUUAGUAGUGAAACCAAAUGCAUCCUCUAAAAGAAGUUCAUUAUCAUAUAAGGUAACCAGGUUUUUGAAAUGCUGUAUCUACUUUCUUAUGUCAUGUUUCUUCUUUCAUGUAAUUUUUGUUCUAUAUGGAGCACCACUCAUUGAGCUGAUGUUGGAAACAUUUUUAUUUGCAGUUAUUUUGUCUACUUUUACCACUGUACCUUGUUUGUGUUUGUUAGGACCAAACAUCAAAGCAUGGCUAAGAGUUUUCAGUAGAAAUGGAGUUACAUCCAUUUGGGAGAACAGUCUUCAGAUCACUACGAUUUCUAGUUUUAUAGGAACAUGGCUCGGUGCCUUCCCUAUUCCGCUCGAUUGGGAAAGACCGUGGCAGGUAUGGCCCAUCUCUUGUACGCUUGGAGCGACCUUUGGCUACGUGGCUGGCCUUGUGAUUUCACCACUCUGGAUAUACUGGAAUAGAAAGCAGCUUACAUACAAGAACAAUUAAUUGGAGCAAAGGGAGAAGAUACUUCUUUGUGCAGAUUCCGUAAAGACUGUGCAGAAACGUAUAUGGUCUAAGCCAGGCAGUUCCAUUUACAGCACUGUUCUGUUGUUGUUUUUUUUUUUAAUGUAGUUACAACAUGAUGUGAUUGUAGCUUUUUAAACUAUGAAACCCCUGAGAGAUCGUACCUUCUAGUUGAAAUAAAGUAUUUAUAAUAGAUUGUGGCUUCA